GUGGCGUCAAAAUAAUUAAUCCGCGGUAGAGCAAAAGACAGAAAGGAUUUCUUGACUUUUGUAAAAGAAAACAAUUUAAUUUAGACAUUUAUAAUUUUUUUUUAGUAAACAUUUGGAAAUCGUAAGGUGAGAAUCGAUGCGUCCUAACGAAAUGUCGCAAUAUCAUUAUGUGGUAACCGCUCAAAAACCCACAGCUGUGGUAGCUUGUGUUACUGGUAAUUUUACUUCGCCAACGGACCUUAAUUUGAUUAUUGCCCGCAAUAGUCAAUUGGAAAUUGAUUUAGUCACGCCGGAAGGCUUGCGGCCUCUUAAAGAAGUCAACAUAAACGGUGUAAUUGCAGUUAUGAAGCAUUUUCGUCCACAGGAUAGUAAAAAGGAUUUAUUGUUCAUAUUGACACAUCGCUACAAUGUCAUGAUCUUAGAAUGUCGCAUGUUAGGCGAUCAAAUCAGCGUCAUAACCAAAGCUCAUGGCAACGUUUCGCAUCAGUACAGCCCACCUACGGAGGGUGGUUUCAUAGCUGUCAUUGAUCCUAAAGCCCGGGUGAUAGGCAUGUGUUUGUACAUGGGACUUUUUACAAUUAUUCCGCUUGAUAAAGAUACUAGCGAACUAAAGGCCACAAAUUUAAGAAUGGAUGAAUUGAAUGUGUAUGAUGUCGAAUUUUUGUACGGAUGCAUCAAUCCUACGAUAAUCGUUAUACACAAAGAUAAUGAUGGUCGUCAUGUCAAAACUCAUGAAAUUAACUUGCGCGAAAAGGAAUUCACAAAAAUUGCUUGGAAACAAGACAAUGUUGAAACCGAAGCUACCAUGUUAAUACCGGUACCAACUCCUCUAGGUGGCGCCAUUGUCAUCGGGCGCGAGUCAAUUGUUUAUCAUGACGGCAAUAGUUACCACGCUGUUGCUCCUUCUACAUUUAAGCAAAGUACCAUAAAUUGUUAUGCGCGUGUGGACAGUAAGGGUCAACGGUAUCUCUUGGGCAAUAUGUAUGGUCAGCUGUUCAUGUUAUUCUUGGAAACAAAUGAUAACGGCAAAGGAGGCGCCUCAGUUCGGGAAAUUAAAGUAGAAUUAUUGGGUGAAAUUUCCAUACCCGAAUGUAUAACAUAUUUAGAUAACGGGUUUCUCUUUAUUGGAUCGAAACAUGGAGACUCCCAAUUGGUACGCUUAAGUACGACAGCUAAUGAGAAUGGCUCAUAUGUUAUUCCAAUGGAAAAUUUCACAAAUCUUGGACCCAUUCUGGAUCUGAGUGUGGUCGAUUUGGAUCGCCAAGGUCAAGGGCAAAUUAUAACUUGUUCUGGAAGUUUUAAAGACGGUUCACUUAGAAUUAUUAGAAUUGGUAUUGGUAUACAAGAGCAUGCUUGUAUUGAUUUACCUGGAAUUAAAGGAAUGUGGUCUCUGAAGGUGGGAAUCGAUGACAGCAUUUAUGAAAAUACUUUGGUCCUAGCUUUUGUAGGUCAUACUAGAAUUUUAACUUUAACAGGAGAAGAAGUCGAAGAAACAGAUAUACCCGGCUUCUUAAGCGAUCAGCAGACUUUUCAUUGCGCUAAUGUGGACUUUGAUCAGAUUGUCCAAGUGACACCAUUAACGGUGCGCUUAAUUAAAAGCACGUCUAAGAAUUUAGUAUUUGAAUGGCAGCCGCCAAAAGGUAAACGAAUUGGUGUAGUAUCGUGUAAUUCCACGCAAAUAGUAGUUGCUUCGGCUUGCGAUGUUUAUUAUAUUGAAAUUGAAGAUGGUAAAUUGAUACAACAACACCAAACGGUUUUAGAGUAUGAAGUAGCUUGCUUAGACAUUACACCCUUGGAUGAUGGAAAACCCCGUUCAGAUUUUGUGGCUGCAGGCUUAUGGACUGAUAUAUCGGCAGUAAUUUUAGCAUUGCCAAAUCUAGAUGUUUAUCACACGGAAAAAUUAGGUGGAGAAAUUAUCCCUCGAUCGAUUUUAAUGACUACUUUUGAAGGAAUUCAUUACUUGCUAUGCGCCCUCGGUGACGGUUCCAUGUUCUAUUUUAUACUUAAUAAGGAGACGGGCAUUUUGAGUGAUAAAAAGAAGGUAACUUUGGGCACCCAACCGACCACUUUGCGUACAUUUAAAUCGUUCGCAACCACUAACGUGUUUGCAUGCUCAGACAGACCCACAGUUAUUUAUUCGUCAAAUCAUAAGCUUGUCUUUUCCAAUGUCAAUCUAAAGGAAGUCAAUCAUAUGUGUUCAUUGAACGCCCAGGCUUACCCCGACAGUUUGGCUUUAGCAACAAAAAACUCUGUAAUCUUAGGCACAAUUGAUGAAAUACAAAAAUUGCAUAUACGUACCGUUCCCCUGGGAGAGGGACCCAGGCGCAUAGCUUAUCAGGAAAGUUCCAAGACCUUUGCGGUGGCGACAGUACGCAUUGAUGUCCAAGGCCGAAGUGGACCGAAACCAACACGGCCAAGUGCUUCUACGCAAGCCCAGAAUAUCACUUAUGCUUCGAAUAUCGUGCCGAAACCAGGUAGCGGUAAUACGUCAACGACAAGUGCGGAAAUCGGUCAAGAGCUAGAAAUGAAUAAUCUCUUGAUAAUUGAUCAAAAUACUUUUGAAGUGUUGCAUGCUCAUCAAUUUAUGCCCUCAGAAAAUAUCAUAUCUCUAAUGUCGGCUACCCUGGGAGAGGAUCCCAACACGUACUAUGUCGUUUGCACCGCUUUGGUUUACGCCGACGAACCCGAGCCAAACAUUGGUCGUAUCAUUAUAUUCCAUUAUCAUGAUGGUAAACUAAUUCAAGUCGCUGAAACAAAAAUUGACGGCUCGUCCAUUUCUCUGGUAGAAUUUAAUGGGAAAGUGUUGGCUGGAAUUAAUAGUUUUGUACGUUUGUAUGAAUGGACUAAUGAAAAAGAAUUACGCAUGGAAUGCAACAUAAAAAACAAUAUAACAGUGUUAUAUUUAAAAGCGAAAGGUGACUUUAUAUUGGUGGGCGAUUUAAUGCGUUCAUUGACUUUAUUACAACACAAACAGAUGGAAGGUAUUUUCGUGGAAAUUGCUCGGGAUAGCGAUCCGAAAUGGAUGAGAGCCAUAGAAAUACUUGAUGAUGACACUUUCUUAGGUUGCGAAGAUAAUGGCAAUUUAUUUGUUUGUCAAAAAGACAGUGCCGCCACAACCGACGACGAGCGCCAAUUAUUACCCGAAGUGGCCCGUUUUCAUUUGGGAGAUAAGGUAAACGUUUUUCGUCACGAUUCCUUGGUUAUGCAAAAUGUUGGAGAACGCACUACACCAAAUCAAGGCUGCGUUCUUUUCGGGACCGUGAACGGUGCUAUUGGCAUUGUAACGCAGAUACCUCAAGACUUUUAUGAUUUUUUACACAGUCUCGAAGAAAGACUUACAAAUGUCAUAAAAUCGGUGGGCAAAAUAGAUCAUUCAUAUUAUCGUAGCUUCCACACUAGUCAAAAGUUUGAACCAUGUGAGGGUUUCAUUGAUGGUGAUUUAAUAGAAAGUUUUCUGGACUUAAAUCGCGAAAAAAUGAAAGAAUGCGUUUUAGGUCUUGAGGUUACCAUGAAUGGGGAAAAGAAAGAUGCAGAAGUUGAUGAUGUUAUUAAAAUUGUCGAAGACCUGACGCGAAUGCAUUAACAUUAACAUUGUAUUGUUUACACAUUAUAAGAGUUUCUUGCUGUAAGAUCUACGUCUUUACACUUUUGAAAUUAUUUUCCUCUUUUGUUUAGAAGCCUUUUAUUGUUAUUGUAAAAUGCCGAGAUGUGCAGGAGUGCAUGCAAAUUCGUUUUUUCCGAUAAUUGUGUUUGUAAUUAAAAAGGAUUUUUAAAAAAUAAAUGAAGAUAAAUGAUGUAAUAUA
Messenger RNA from Glossina fuscipes, 3803 nucleotides. It is a transcript of the gene pic, whose product is annotated as DNA damage-binding protein 1. The coding region runs from base 137 to 3583 and encodes 1148 amino acids. Gene Ontology annotation, molecular function: protein binding; nucleic acid binding. Gene Ontology annotation, cellular component: nucleus; site of double-strand break. The record is from RefSeq and is a predicted model, not a curated record. The transcript is spliced from 12 exons. Lineage: Eukaryota; Metazoa; Arthropoda; Insecta; Diptera; Glossinidae. Gene Ontology annotation, biological process: proteasome-mediated ubiquitin-dependent protein catabolic process; DNA repair.